AUGCCAAAGUUCGUUCCCCGACAGCGAAAGCAUAAGGCCGUCGCGCGCCAGAAAGUGGUUCACACUGAGCCUGCUGAGGAGAAUGCCGAGCAAAUCCUGCCGGCCGAGCAGCGAGAGCGCGAUGAGCGGCGGCGCGCAAUGAAAGAUGAGCUUGUGCGCGAAUCGCAAAGCAAAAUGAGCGGGAAGAAGAAGAAGCGCUUGGAUAAAUAUAUUGACACCAAGCUCAAGAAGGAAGAGAAUCUGGAACUACUCAAAAAAUUGGCUUCGCAAUCACACAAGGUCGACACCAGUCUCUUUCAGAGCUCCAAGAAAUUGGGCAGUGGCGGCGAUACCAAGCGAGAGGCUCUCAGGCGCGCAUUGGCUGAGCGACGAGCUGGUGUGGAUGUGGAGAAGAACGAGGGACUGCUAUUCGAGGAGCACACUGUCAGGGAACCAGAGAUCGAGAGCUCGGCUUCUGAAGACGAUCACGAGAUUCAGGGUGCGCCCACACUACCUAAAAAACCGCCGAAGACCUCCACACCUUCCUCGCGCAAACGAAGUCGGUCGCCAUCAAAGUCACCAGAACCCGCGCCCACUGCACCCUCCGAACCUACUACUACUACAACAUCGGUCGGCAGCUUCGGCCUCUUCGGAGGUGGUUUGAAGCGUCCUCUCGAGCUUGACGAGUCAGGCAAGCCGGUCAUACAAGUCAGAAAGCGUAGAAAGGCCAAGGGAAAGCCCGUUGUCAUCGAGGAAGCGGUGGCAUGGGAAGGCUUCAGCUCGGACGAGCAGGAGGCUAAUAAUAAGGAGGCCGAGGCCAACGGCGCAGAUGCAGCGGACUCGACAGAGGAGUCAGAUAUCGAAGAAGAUGAAGAGAGCGCAGACUCUGAAUCGGAAGGUUCAGACGGCUCAGAAGGGUCAGAGGAGGACUCAUCAGAAGACAGCGACAGCGACAGCGACAGCGACAGCGACAGCGACAGCGACAGCGACAGCGACAGCGACAGCAGCCUCGAUGAUGAGGAGAAAAAGAUCGCCAGGAAGGAACGGACAUCAGCUUUUAAGGCUUGGGCGACGAGUCAAAGAAACGAACAGAUCGGAUUUGUACCGUCGAAUCAACUCGAACACACAAUACCAGCGAAGCCUGCGAACUUCAUGCCGAGAGCGCCCGAGCAAGAUCCCCUGCCUCCAGAACUCGAAACAAAGACAGCGACCGACGCAACAAGGAAGUCAUACAGUGUUGCUGUGGAAAGAACACCUGAGAUUCAGGAAGCUAGGUUGCAGCUCCCGGUUGUAGCAGAGGAGCAGAAGAUCAUGGAGGCAAUACACAACAACGACGUGGUCGUGGUCUGGGGAGCUACUGGUAGUGGUAAGACCACGCAGGUACCGCAGUUCCUCUUUGAAGCAGGCUACGGUGCGCCAGAUGGGCCUACACCAGGUAUGGUCGGUGUCACGCAGCCUCGACGUGUUGCGGCAGUCAGUAUGUCGAAGCGAGUCGGUGACGAGCUGGGUAAUCAUGGCUCGAAGGUUGCCCAUCAAAUUCGAUUCGACACUACAACGAACGCGAAGACUGCGGUGAAGUUCAUGACUGAUGGUGUUCUUCUGCGCGAGAUCACACAAGAUUUCAUCCUGUCAAAGUACUCUGCAAUCGUCAUCGACGAGGCCCACGAGCGCAGCGUCAACACCGACAUCCUCAUUGGUAUGCUCAGUAGGAUCGUCGAUCUACGAGCUGAGAUGGCGAAGGAAAAUCCCAAGGUCAAGCCUCUCAAGCUGGUCAUCAUGUCGGCUACUCUCAGAAUAUCGGACUUCACUGAGAACAAGCGUCUCUUCAGGAGUGAACCACCUCCACUACUAAAGGCUGAAGGCCGUCAAUACACAGUCACCAACCACUUUGCCCGCCAGACACAGCGCGACUACGUUGAGGAGAUGUAUCGCAAGGUCGUCAGAGGACACCGCAAACUGCCACCUGGAGCCAUGCUUAUCUUCCUUACCGGCCAAGGCGAGAUUGCUAAUCUUGCAAAACGUCUUAAACAAGCAUUUCCGUCGACACAAGGUCAGGACAUAAAAACUGGCAAAGUACGGAUCAACCCUGCCGAGGCGCCCGUUGAGACCGAGGAUCUCGAAUUUGGCCCCAAUAAUGACGACGAGGACAACGACGGUUCUGACUCUGAGGACUCCGUUAUCAUGGGUCUUGAUGACGAUGAAGAGGACAAUGAAUUCGACAUCGACGAAGAGAAGCCCGAGGAUACGGUGAUGAACGUACACGUGCUGCCACUUUAUUCACAACUGCCAACUAACCAGCAAAUGCGCGUCUUCGAGCCGCCUCCAGAGGGAUCUCGACUCAUUGUUCUGGCUACCAACGUCGCGGAGACGAGUUUGACGAUUCCUGGUGUCCGAUACGUUUUCGAUUGUGGCAGGGCGAAGGAGAAGAAGUACGAUCUGAUCACUGGCGUACAGAGCUUCGAGGUUGGGUGGAUCAGCAAGGCAAGCGCCAACCAAAGAGCCGGUCGUGCUGGUCGUACUGGUCCUGGUCACUGCUACCGCCUGUACUCGUCUGCCGUCUUCGAGCGCGACUUUGAAGAGUAUGCGGCGCCAGAGAUAUCUCGCACGCCGCUUGAGGGCGUGGUCCUGCAGCUGAAGAGCAUGGGUGCACCUGUUGUCAACUUCCCAUUCCCUACACCGCCCGAUCGAGAGAGCCUUCAGCGCGCCGAGAACCUGCUCUCCCAUCUCGGAGCUCUGUCGCCUGAUGGCAAGGUUACCAAGCUUGGGCAUGAGCUUUCUCUGUAUCCCCUCAACCCUCGAUUUGCGCGCAUGCUGGCAAUGGGCGUUGCCCAGAACCUCACGGCUGAGACCAUCGCUCUAGUCGCUGCCUUGUCUGUACCAGAACUCGUCAUCCCAGAGAACAAGCUUGGCCUUCGAGAGCCAACAAGAGAUCCAGACGCCGUCCGCACCGAGCAAGACAACAUCGAAGCCGAAGAGCGCUCUCGACUGCGCAAAGCCUACAACGCCGCCCUUGCCAAGUUGAGCGUCAACGCAAAGCAAAGCGACUGCAUCAAGUAUAGCAACGCUGUCUGUGCUUACGCGUACGAGAGCGACCCACAGCGCUUCUGCGAAGACAUGUUCCUCAACGCCAAAGCCAUGCACGAAGCCAGUCAGCUCCGUCAGCAGCUGACGAGCAUCGUGCGCACGCAUCGUCCGACUGCCAUCGGCACAUACCAGGCCAAGCUCCCGGCUCCAUCAGAGAAAAGCAUCAAUCUUUUGACCCAAAUUUGCGCAGCGGGCUUCAUUGACCAAGUCGCCAUGCGUGCGGACCUCGCUCCCACACCACCAGAGCUGGCCCGCAAGCCCAAGACAGCCAUUGAUGUGCCAUACAUCACGCUGCUCUCAUCGAGCGAUGCACGCUCCGAUGACCCGAACGAGAAAUACGUGUACCUCCACCCCUCAACACUUCUCGCGCGUACACCACCCGCCAAGCUGCCGGGCUAUAUCAUCUACUCGCACCUCCAGCGCGCCUCCGCAUCGUCUAUCAACGGCGCAAAGACGCCGAAGACGCGCAUGCACCCGCUCACGCCUGUCACGAGGCCUCAGCUCAUCAACAUCGCGCUUGGGACACCGCUGCUGCAGGCUUCGAAGCCGAAGGGUAAGACUGCAGAGUUGCCGCGGGCAAAUGGUGCGCCUGAGCGCCGCGAGUGUGAGGUUGAGAUGACGUUGCUGGGUGAGAAGGGAAGUCAAGGUUGGGGAUUGGGUAUCAGGAAGGUGGUGCAGAGAAAGGAGGGUGCUGGGAAGGGGUGGGUGGUUGAGAAGGUGCUUGCCUGA
Molecule: messenger RNA, 3792 nt
Organism: Macroventuria anomochaeta
Lineage: Eukaryota; Fungi; Ascomycota; Dothideomycetes; Pleosporales; Didymellaceae
Product: P-loop containing nucleoside triphosphate hydrolase protein
Exons: 1
Coding region: 1-3792 (1263 amino acids)
Biological process (GO): maturation of SSU-rRNA from tricistronic rRNA transcript (SSU-rRNA, 5.8S rRNA, LSU-rRNA)
Cellular component (GO): nucleolus; intracellular anatomical structure
Molecular function (GO): ATP binding; RNA binding
Source: RefSeq, a predicted model, not a curated record